This is a messenger RNA of Radiomyces spectabilis, 1910 nucleotides long. Its product is annotated as acyl-CoA dehydrogenase/oxidase. The coding region runs from base 199 to 1731 and encodes 510 amino acids. Lineage: Eukaryota; Fungi; Mucoromycota; Mucoromycetes; Mucorales; Radiomycetaceae. The record is from RefSeq and is a predicted model, not a curated record. The transcript has 9 exons. Gene Ontology annotation, molecular function: flavin adenine dinucleotide binding; oxidoreductase activity, acting on the CH-CH group of donors.
ACAAUGGUGUUGAAAUAGAUUAUCACAUCGUCUGCGUCCCUUUUUCCCCGCAUUGGUCCCCUUGAUAUCCAGUUUUUCUUAUUUCUCUUUUCUUCCGCACUUCUUUAACAACGCCUCUUCUUCAUUAAAACAGCCGGCCAAAUCAACCCUUCCCCGCCCCCCAACUCUUUUUAUUCAUUUCUACUUUCACUGACUUUCAUGGCUCCAUUGAAGACGUUUACCAGAGACGAAGUAGCCAAACACAAUACUGAAAGCGACUGCUGGAUUAUUGUUGAUUCUGAAGUUUUCGAUGUUACCAAAUUCGCUGAUUUGCAUCCUGGUGGCGCUCAAGCGCUCUUGAUGUAUGGUGGAAAAGAUGCCACUGAGGAUUUCUAUGGCUUGCAUCGUCAAGAUGUUCUUUUGAAAUACGCACCGCGUCUCAAGAUUGGAAGCAUUGCCGACGAAACGCCUCAAAUCGAAGUCGCCGAUCCCGCCAACUUCUCCAAAGUUCCCUACGGCGAACCCAGUUACUGGAUGGGAUUCAGAAGUCCUUAUUUCACUGAAAGUCACACAAAGUUCCGUCAAGCUUUGCGCGCGAUCUAUGCAGAGAUCAAGUCGGAAGCGUUCAUGACGGAGGAUAGUGGCAAAGCACCUUCUUCGGAAUUGUACCAAAAAUUGGGAGCCGAGGGAGUGUUGGCUACUCAGAUCGGUCCUGGCCCAUGGCUCAAGGGUCUUAAAUUGCCUGGUGGCAUUAAGCCGGAAGAAUUCGAUUACUUCCAUGAACUCAUCGCUCAUCAGGAAACGGCUCGUAUUGGUACCCCCGGCUUCGCCGAUGGUAUUUCCUCUGGUUACAGUAUCGGUCUUCCUCCGAUCUUCAACUUUGGUUCGGCAGCUCUGAAGCAGAGAGUCGUCCCUGAAGUGUUACUGGGCAAGAAGCGCAUUUGCUUGGCCAUUACUGAGCCGUAUGCUGGAUCGGAUGUGGCCCGUAUUCGCACUACGGCGAAACGUACCCCGGACGGCAAGCAUUUUAUUGUGAAUGGCGUGAAAAAGUGGAUUACCAAUGGUACCUUUUCGGAUUACUUUUCUGUUGCGGUGAACACGGAAAAGGGUAUUACCAUGCUUUUCAUUGAACGUGAUGACAAUGUCGAAACCAAGGCCAUCAAAACAUCGUACUCGUCUGCCGCCGGUACCGCUUACGUGAUUUUUGACAACGUCAAAGUGCCUGUGGAGAACAUCCUUGGCAAGGAAGGCAAGGGAUUCCAGGUUAUCAUGUACAAUUUUAACCACGAACGUUGGUACAUUUGCGGUGCCAUCACUGGCGCAACACGCUCGGUCAUUGAGGAAUGUUUCAAGUGGGCGAACCAGCGCAAGGUGUUCGGCAAGCGUCUCAUUGAUCAGCCCGUCAUCCGUAACAAACUGGCUUCCAUGGUGUCGCAAUUGGAGUCGGUUGAGAACUGGCUGGAGAAUAUUACGUAUCAAAUGUGCAAUAUGUCGUAUGCGGAGCAGUCAGUGAAGUUGGCGGGACCUAUUGCUCUUUUGAAGUAUCAGUGUACUCGUGUGGCUCAUCAUGUAUCGGACGAUGCUUGUCAAAUCUUUGGUGGACGAGGCAUUACCAAGACGGGAAUGGGUAGAACCAUCGAAGCGUUCCAGCGAACAUACAAAUUUGCGGCCAUUUUGGGUGGAUCGGAAGAAAUCAUGGCGGAUUUGGGCAUCCGUCAAGCCAUGCGCCAAUUCCCAAAUGCUCGUCUGUAAAGAAAAAAAAUACCACAUAUUUCCUUUCAGCUUGUCACUGCACAUGCACAUGUUGUACCUUUUUGAAAAAGGUUACGGAACAAAGUAUUAUUCACUCUGUUUUCUAUUGAAUUUUUUCCUGUAAAAAUAAAAAAUUCAAAUCACGGAUUCACCGGGCGCUUUUAACCGUCCGUUCUCAG